CCUUCUCAUAUGGACAAUUUUUCGCCGUAUGGCGAGUCACCGAGCAAUCUUUCUGUUUUUUCUCAAGGUCCUGCUGAAACUAAAUUCUUCGAUCAAGGCGACCCAAAUCAAAGUGAAGUCUGUAGCAUUAGCGCACCCACCGGAGUGAGUGCUUUUGAGUUCAGACAACCCCAAAACAAUUUCGUUACUCAGCCUCAGUCAUUACCUGCUGGAUAUGUGGGUGGUGAUUGUUUUCCCCAAUAUCCACAAAGUCUACAAUAUUUUUCUGACAUAGCAACGGGGACAGGAGUAAGGGUAUAUCAACAACAUUUCAUAGAUGCUGAAGAUUCUGCUGAUAGUGCUCAAAAACAGUAUGCAUUUUUUAAAUGGAUAAUUUUUAGUUUUUCAUAA
Molecule: messenger RNA, 390 nt
Organism: Racocetra fulgida
Lineage: Eukaryota; Fungi; Glomeromycota; Glomeromycetes; Diversisporales; Gigasporaceae
Source: the annotation of a GenBank genome assembly